Molecule: messenger RNA, 909 nt
Organism: Drosophila sulfurigaster albostrigata
Lineage: Eukaryota; Metazoa; Arthropoda; Insecta; Diptera; Drosophilidae
Gene: Sf3b6
Product: splicing factor 3B subunit 6
Exons: 4
Coding region: 293-658 (121 amino acids)
Cellular component (GO): nucleus; ribonucleoprotein complex; cytoplasm
Molecular function (GO): mRNA binding
Source: RefSeq, a predicted model, not a curated record
AUCCUUAAAAUUGUGAAACUGGUUUUUGCAGAUUACUGUUAUAAAUUUUCGCUGUUAAUAACAGUGCAGCUGUUAAUAACAUUUUACGGCACUGCAAAAUGGCAUCGUCUUCUUCUUAACAAAUUGUUUUGUUUGGGGUUUGAGGCCAGACAGUCAGAGACCCAUUAAUUUUAAACAAAGGACCACGUUUCAGGACAUUCAUCCCGAGGUCAACAAGCAGCAGCAGCAGCAGACGACGGUCAAGUGAAAGUUUCCCAGCUUAGUCGCAUUUCAAGAGCAGUCGCGACCAGUCAUGAAUAAGCGCAACAACAUUCGGCUGCCGCCGGAGGUGAAUCGGCUUCUAUACGUGCGCAAUUUACCAUAUAAAAUCACAUCGGACGAGAUGUACGAUAUAUUCGGCAAGUUCGGUGCCAUACGUCAAAUUCGCGUUGGCAACACACCCGAGACUCGCGGCACCGCCUUUGUUGUCUACGAAGACAUCUUCGAUGCGAAGAACGCCUGCGAUCAUUUAUCCGGUUUCAAUGUGUGCAAUCGUUACCUUGUCGUCCUCUAUUAUCAGUCCAACAAGGCGUUCAAGCGCGUGGAUGUGGACAAGAAACAGGAUGAGCUCAACAACAUUAAAUCCAAGUACAAUCUAAAGACUCCGGAGGCACCCUAAGGCACCACAAAAAAUAGUUUUUUCCAAAAGAUUUUUGUAUCAUCAAUUAAACAUCAUCACAUCAUCCACACUCAUCUCAACCACCAAAAAACAUCAUCAUGCAUCUUUGCUGAAGUUUUGAAUAUUUCACAAUCAUUGCCAAACCGAAGUAUUCGAAAUGCAGCAGGAAAAAACCAACAUAAAAACACAUUCAUAAAAAUAACAAGCAAGUAAAAGUAAAAAAAAAAUGGUAAAAUAAAAUUAGAAAUGAA